Leptosia nina is the source of this 213-nucleotide messenger RNA. Lineage: Eukaryota; Metazoa; Arthropoda; Insecta; Lepidoptera; Pieridae. The record is from the annotation of a GenBank genome assembly.
AUGGCAAAUUCAUUUGAGCAUCAAACCCCCUUCAAAGGACGGUGUUACCAAGAGCAACCCGAGCAAGCGACACCGAGAGCGACUCAACGCAGAGCUGGACACCUUGGCUUCGCUGCUCCCCUUCGAGCAGAACAUCCUCAGCAAGCUGGACCGUCUUUCCAUACUGCGGCUCUCCGUCAGCUACUUACGCACCAAAAGUUACUUCCAAGGUAA